Carica papaya (papaya) is the source of this 938-nucleotide messenger RNA. Lineage: Eukaryota; Viridiplantae; Streptophyta; Magnoliopsida; Brassicales; Caricaceae. The record is from RefSeq and is a predicted model, not a curated record.
GGUACUCGCCUUUUUUGUGAAAUCUUCUCUCGUGCGGCUAAAAUCACUUCAGUUCAAGUGUUGAUUUCUUACAUGGCUAACCACCAUUGGCCCUUGCAACCUCCAAGGUCGGGAUGGCUGCUACUCUUGCUGGAGUAUGUCAGGUCCCUCUUACUUCAGUUUUGCUGCUUUUUGAGCUAACACAGGAUUAUCGAAUAGUUUUGCCCCUACUUGCGGCUGUUGGGAUGUCUUCAUGGAUUACAUCUGGACAAACAGAGAGAAGAGAUGCUGGAGAGAGGCAAGAAAUGAAAGAGGGAAACAUUCAUGCAACUCAACAACCUGAAACAUCUUCCUCUGGACCAAGUAGACUAUUUUCCGACUAUGUAUCCAAUCAAGAGGUAUCUUACACUAGUAACCUUUGUGAAGUUGAGGAUUCACUCUGCCUUGAUGAUUCUGAUAUUCAACCUGAGGAGUUCAAAGAUAUUUUUGUUUCAGAGGCCAUGAGAACAAGAUAUGUCACUGUUCUGAACAACACUUUGCUUACAGAAGCAGUGACUCUCAUGCUUGCAGAAAAACAAUCUUGUGCCAUGAUUGUUGACAUUGACAACAUAUUAAUUGGUGUACUGACACUCGAAGACAUUCAAGAGUUUAGCGAAUUUGUCAAGGCAGGAAACAGAGCACCUAAGUCCUUGUUGAAGUCUCGUGCUGGCGAGGAAGAAAUGGAGCAGAGCAUGAGUAUAAAACCUAGGGCAAAAUCACAAUUUUACUCCAUGUUGUUGUUUAUUGCAGUUCCUUUACUGUCUUUUAAUAAAAAAAGUAGUAUAGGUUCAGGUUCAGACUCUUUGUUACUGGUUUUACUCAUAGAUUUAGGCAACUCAGGAGUAGGAAACUCAGGAACAACAGAAGGAGGUAAUAUGUUAGGAGACAUGAGAGAAGAUGUGUUCAUAUCUCACAAUUGA